CCACCUACACAUGAUUCCGUCUAAAUAGCCACUCCUAGACUCAACCAACCUCUCUUGGCCUCUCUUGUCUCCCUUCAACACACCCCUCUAACUUCCGAUCACUGCACCAAUUGCAAUUACACAAUUGUACAUUGGCACCGGAUUCCACAGAUAAAUCCCAGAAGGACAUUUCGGUAAUUUCACGUGCUAAAGUCCAAUUUUGGACCAGUUUGUGUAUCUGUAUCAACUGCAAUCUACGGAUAAGCAUAGAUCUGCAGAAACAGUGAAAGAAACACUGAAAGAAACAGAAAAGAAAACACCCUCUUUCUCUUUCUUUCUUUCUUUCUCUCUCUUUGUUUAGAUAUUUCAUAAAGAUCGUUGUUUUACUUAGAUUCUGAACUCGCCGCAGCCAAAGAAUCUCGCCGGAAUAUUCCUCCGGGAAAUGGGGUUUCUGAAAAACUACUGAGAAUCAACAAAAAUGAGCGAUGAAGAAGCAUUCGCCGAAGCUUCGGGUCUCCGGCGAGCGGUGGAGCUAAUCUUUUCAGUGCUCUCUCUCUCGUACCCGAUUCGCGUCUUCUCCGGAAAAUGGCAGCUGAUUCGGGCCAAGUUGGAGGAGCUUCACGCCGGCCUAAUCGCCGCCGAGAAAUGCGACUCCGGCGAGAGCCCGUCCCUCUCGCGGCUGGCUGCGGCGGUGGUGGCCACCGCGACGGAGUGCCACGAUCUGUGCCGGCGUUGCGUGGUUUUCUCAUACAGCGGAAAGCUUCUGUUGCAGAGCGAUUUGGACGUGGCGUUCGCGAAGCUCGAUGCACACGCGAAGAAGCUCAACGAGAUAUACAAGACUGGAAUUUUAACUAAUGGGUUCGCGUUGGUGGUUUCAAAACCGAGUCUUGCCGCUUCCAAAGAGGACAUGAGGUUCUACGUGAGGGACUUAACGACGAGGAUGAAGGUUGGGGAUUUGGGUAUGAAGCGACAAGCGCUGAAGAAUCUUCUGGAAGUUGUGGUGGAGGAUGAGAAGUACGUGAAGGUGAUUGUUGAUGUUGGUGACGUGGUUCAUUUGUUGGUGGGGUUUUUGGGAUCAAAUGAGGUUGAGAUUCAGGAGGAGAGUGCUAAGGUUGUUUCUGUUGUUGCGGGGUUUGAUUCUUACAAAGGGGUUUUGAUUGGCGCGGGUGUAAUUGCUCCUUUGGUUAAGGUUUUGGAUUGUGGGAGUGUGUUAGGUAAGGUUGCGGCUGCAAGGUGUUUGGUGAAGUUAACUGAGAAUUCGGAUAAUGCUUGGUGUGUUUCUGCUCAUGGAGGGGUUAGUGUGUUGUUGAAGAUUUGUGGUGGUGAUUGUGGUGGUGAUUUGGUUGGACCUGCUUGUGGGGUGUUGAGGAAUCUCGUUGGUGUCGAGGAGAUUAAGAGGUUUAUGGUUGAUGAGGGUGCUGCGGUAACAUUCAUUAGGCUUGUGAGGUCUAAGGAGGAAUCGAUUCAGGUGAAUUCGAUAGCGUUUAUUGUGAGUAUUGCAUCUGGUGAUGAGGUUGUUAGGCAGAUGGUGAUCAAAGAGGGAGCGAUUCACGCUUUGUUGCGCGUUUUGGAUCCUAAGUGGUCUUAUUCUUGUAAAACAAGGGAGGUGGCAAUGAGGGCUAUUGAGGAUUUGUGUUUUUGCUCACCUAGUUCUGUUGGUGUUUUGAUGAGUUAUGGCUUUGUGGAUCAAUUGAUAUAUUAUGUUCGAAAUGGCGAGGUUUCGAUUCAGGAAUUGGCAUUGAAGGUGGCGUUUAGGUUGUGUGGAACAUCGGAGGAGGCCAAGAAAGCAAUGGGGGAUGCCAGGUUUAUGCCGGAGUUUGUUAAGUUUCUCAAUGCAAAGUCAUUUGAGGUUCGGGAAAUGGCAGCGGAGGCACUCUCUGGCAUGGUUAUGGUGCCUAGAAAUAGAAAGAGGUUUGUGCAGGAUGAUCAUAACAUAGCCCUUAUUCUGCAGUUGCUUGAUCCAGAGGAGGGGAAUUCAGGUAAUAAAAAGUUCUUGAUCUCUAUAUUAAUGUCCUUAACUAAUUGUACUAGUGGGAGGAAAAAGAUUGUUAGUUCAGGAUAUGCCAAAAACAUAGAAAAGCUUGCGGAUGCUGAAGUUUCUUCUGAUGCCAAGAGACUUGUCAAGAAGCUAUCCACAAACCGGUUCCGCAGCAUGUUGAGUGGAAUCUGGCGCUCGUGAAUGUAAUUCUUUUUUUUUCUUCUUUUCUUCACCCUUUUUUUAACUGUAUAUUUACAUAAGUGUCUUACAAGUUUUGCUAAUUUGUGUUCACAUUCUCGAUAUGCUUUCUGUUUUACUAUUUCAUUGGCCUUGCUUACUUACCACAAGAGUAGCACAGCUUUAUGUUGAGAGAUUAUUGUAACCAGGUGUAGUGAUAAGUGAUAUACCAUAAAAGCCUUGUUGUAGGUUUUCUUUAGGAUACUCUGCCAUUGAUGUUAGGCCUUUAGCCAUGGCAGAUUGUACCAAAGAAGUAAAGAAUUAUAUUAUAUUAUAUAUCAAAAAAAGAAGAAGAAUGUAAUUACUACUUACAUACAGUUAUUCUUAUUUCUUAAUUUCUCAUUCA
Glycine soja is the source of this 2540-nucleotide messenger RNA. RefSeq lists its product as uncharacterized. Lineage: Eukaryota; Viridiplantae; Streptophyta; Magnoliopsida; Fabales; Fabaceae. Gene Ontology annotation, molecular function: protein binding. The record is from RefSeq and is a predicted model, not a curated record. The transcript has a single exon. Bases 458 to 2158 code for a protein of 566 amino acids.